CACGCAAACUGUUGGCACGUAGUGAGUGAGCAACGCACACAUUAAGAUGAGGAUGUCCCCACUCUACUCUCUGCUGCUGGCGCUGUCUGCAGUGAGCGCCCAGAAGGACCCCAACGUCGCCGAGAAUACAAGUGCAAUCGUUCAUCUGUUCGAAUGGAAGUUCGAUGACGUAGCGGCAGAAUGCGAGCGGUUCCUAUCCCCGCAGGGCUACGCCGGGGUGCAGCUUUCACCAGUCAAUGAGGUGAUAAAACCAAAUGUCAAUGAUCGCUCAUGGUGGGAGAGGUACCAGCCCAUCUCCUACAAUAUCAUCAGUCGUUCUGGAAACGAGGAUGCCUUCAAGAGCAUGGUUCAUAGAUGUAACAACGUCAAUGUCAGGAUCUAUGUGGAUGUAGUCCUGAAUCACAUGACCUCUAAUUGGGGUGAUGCUCUAGGGACAGGUAAUAGCAGGGCCUUCACAGAUGACUCUGUGUACCCAGCUGUCCCUUAUGGGCCCGCUGACUUCCAUCAACCAACCUGCAUCAUCGCCAGCAGUGAUUACGGAAACAACGCCACUGCCGUCAGAGACUGUGAGCUGAGUGGGUUACAUGACCUCAAUCAGACCUCGCCCUACGUCAGAGAGCAGAUCAUAAGUUUCUUGAACAAACUUGUGGAUGCAGGAGUGGCAGGCUUCAGAGUGGAUGCUGCCAAGCACAUGUGGCCAGAGGACCUACAGUACAUCUACAGCCAGAUCAAGGACCUCAGCACCCUCCAUGGGUUUGCACCCCAAACAAGGCCGUUCAUCUACCAAGAAGUCAUCGACUACGGAAGCGAGGCUGUUAAGAGCGGAGAAUACUCUGAUCUUGGCAGGGUGACCGAGUUCAACUACGGCACUUACUUGGGGAAGGGAUUUUCUGGAGAUUACCCCAUCAGUCAUUUCCACAACUUUGGAUCAGACUGGGGGAUGCUGGAUGAUGGUGAUGCUCUUGUGUUUGUGGAUAACCAUGACAACCAACGUGGUUCAGGUGGAGGAGGAGCCAACAUCCUCACCUACAAGCAGUCCAAACUCUACAAGAUGGCAGUGUCAUUCAUGUUAUCAUGGCCUUAUGGGUACCCACGUGUAAUGUCCAGCUACUAUUUUGAUACCCAUGACCAAGGGCCUCCACAAGACUCAGACCAGAACAUUCUUUCUCCUACAAUAAGUGCAGAUGGAACAUGUGGGAACGGCUGGGUGUGUGAGCAUCGGUGGAGACAGAUCUACAACAUGGUGGCCUUCAGAAACGUGGUCAAAGGAACACCAGUGACAAACUGGUGGGACAAUGGAAGCCAACAGAUUGCCUACAGCAGGGGAAACCUCGGCUUUGUCGCUUUCAACGACCAGUACAACACUGAUCUCAAGCAGACAAUACAGACAAGUCUACCUGCUGGGACUUAUUGUGACAUAAUCUCUGGAGAGAAGCAGGGCAGUUCCUGCACUGGCAAGAGUGUUACAGUCGACACAGAUGGGAAGGCAUACGUCGAGAUCCUAUAUUCAGAAGAAGAUGGAGUCCUGGCCAUCACAGUGGCGUCAAAGUUGUGAAACCUGAAACUGCUGUCCAGUCUACAGAAAGUUUCCAGAAGAGGUUCUGAAACUGUUAAAACUACAGCAAAACAAUUCUGUACAGAUAAGCCUGAAGUUAGUGCAGCAGCACCAAUUUAUUGCACUAGCGGCAAUACAAACACCUUUCGUCAUAAAACAGAAGCGUAUUCACUUAUUCCGGGGUUCAUAUAUUUUCUCUCUCCCCACAAACAUUUCUCUAUGGACAUAAAAAUACAUGAAUACCUUUUCUGAAAAUAUAAGUCCUCUCGAGAAUUUUUGCAACACACGCCCCUUCCUUGAACGGACACACGGCACAAAGCACAAAGUGUUUCUCAAAUUAUUUCCCUACUGAUAUCUUGAGCACUCUUUAGAAAAUGACAUUCGUCACGCGCAAAACCCUGAAGCAUAACGCCCAUAAAUUUUUUUAAUCUCUGAAUCUGCCUUAAAAUAAAAAGCCUCAAUUACACAUUUUUUGGUAAAUUCUUUAAGAUUUCAUGUGUGCCCAAGGUAUUCACCAACCACAAUUCUGGAACUGUGGGUUCAUCUGAGUUCUUCUCAAUAUUAAUUUUAAUAUCAGCUUUCCAAAACAUAGCACAUCUUUACUUCUGUAAGCGUUUAUCGCUUCUCUAUUUGUGUCACAUGUGUGGCUCGCUUCAUGUGCUUUCAUUCAAUUCUUUGUUCUUUGUAACGCAGUCACAGACCAAAUCUGGAUAACAAUAAAGAUAAAUAUGAUGAUAAAUAAUA
Messenger RNA from Zootermopsis nevadensis, 2299 nucleotides. RefSeq names its product Amylase related (gene Amyrel). NCBI's taxonomy places the organism in Eukaryota, Metazoa, Arthropoda, Insecta, Blattodea, Termopsidae. Gene Ontology annotation, molecular function: alpha-amylase activity; cation binding. The record is from RefSeq and is a predicted model, not a curated record. Gene Ontology annotation, biological process: carbohydrate metabolic process.